Molecule: messenger RNA, 2463 nt
Organism: Patella vulgata (common limpet)
Lineage: Eukaryota; Metazoa; Mollusca; Gastropoda; Patellidae
Exons: 4
Coding region: 190-2322 (710 amino acids)
Biological process (GO): iron ion transport
Cellular component (GO): plasma membrane
Molecular function (GO): oxidoreductase activity; copper ion binding
Source: RefSeq, a predicted model, not a curated record
CAUCGUAUUGUCGCUUUAAAUAUAGUACUGUCGAUUUAAAUAGGUUUAGUCAUCGGCACAUAUAUUCUAUAUAACUAAAAAUCAGACGUACCUGGUCUUCUUAACAGGGCUUUCAUUAUAGGCAAACAGUAUAAAUAAGCAUGACACGAUACAACCUAAAAUCAGACGCACUCUGAAUCUCUUAACAGAAUGAUGGGAAUUAAAUUUGUUGCGUUGUUGAUGGCAUUGCCGUUACCUGCUGUGUUAGGUACAACGUGUGACAUGACAGCCGAUACAUGUGAAUUCUGGUUGGACGUUAAAUUCAAGCUUACUAUGAUGGACUACAAAACCGCUGUAUAUCCAAUGGGAGGAAGACUUUACCCCUACAACGAAAAUAGAACCUCCGUGGAAUAUUCUAUAAAAGACACAAGUAACAUCAUUUCUGCUGAUGGUUGGGAAAAUUCAAAAUUAGUCAUUGUUGCCAACGGUACCUUACCAGGUCCUUCAAUAGAGGUUUAUGAAGGUCAAACGGUAAUAAUUCAUGUCAAAAACGACUUGAUAAGUGAAGCCACUUCAAUACAUUGGCAUGGUCUCCAUCAACCCAACACCCCUUUUAUGGACGGUGUGUCGUAUAUAAGCCAAUGUCCCAUUGGGCCGGGUCAGACAUUCACAUAUCGUUUCACUGCAGAACCUAGAGGCACCUUUUGGUAUCAUUCCCACAUCGGUGUUCAGCGAUCAAUGGGCCUUUAUGGAGCUUUUAUUAUUCGCGAGAAGAAAGCCUUGGAAAUGUAUGAACACUUGGCAGUUCUAAAUGAUUGGAAUCAUGAUUGGAAUUCAGAUGAGGGAUAUAAUAGGAUGGUUUACGGCAUAUAUAUGAAUCGUACAAAGUUGGGAGGUACGAGUUCCUUGGAUGGGUCCUAUUUUAGUUUGUUCCGUUUUCACUCAGGGCUGAUUAAUGGCAAAGGCAGAUAUUAUAAUGAUAUUGGUCAACACAAUGAAGCCCCUCUGCAUGUAUUUAAUGUAUCCCCGGGUUUAAAGCAUAAAUUUCGAUGGAUAUCUACUGGUUCUCUUUAUCCCUUUCGUAUAUCGAUUGAUGAACAUAAUAUAACUGUUAUAGCUUCUGAUGGUUAUGAUUUACAACCAGUGACUGCUGAAUCUGUUGUAAUAAAUCCGGGUGAACGAUUUGAUUUCUACAUAACAACUGAUAAACCAAGUGGAAACUACUGGAUCCGAGCACAUACGCUGGAAGUAGAAAAGAACCAUACUGCUGAAGCUAUACUAAGAUAUAAUGGUGCAGCAGAUGAGGAACCUACAUCAAGUCGAAAAAGCUGCUCUGAAUCCGACCCUUGUCUUGUUAUCAACUGUCCUUUUACAUUUUAUCCAACGGCGGAAUUUACCGUUUGUAUGACAUUUGAUGAUCUAAAAUCAUUACCUAACGACGACCCCGCUCCCACGACGUCCCCAUACAACUCUGCUGAACACUUUCUCAAUUUUGCGUUUCCUGGUACUACAUGGACGCCUGGGUCUGUUAACGGAAGGGCUUUAGAACUACCACCUGUCUCGGCGCAAACCCAGCCACAUGAAUUAGAAAAGCUUAAGUGUGGCGAAGAGUGUGGGGACCAAAAAAUAUGUAAAUGCCUGUACACACUGAAUCUUGAUCAUGGUAAAGUGUAUCAAUUUGUGUUUACCAAUAUGGCUAAGGGAGGAGGCUGGUCACAUCCAAUACAUAUGCAUGGUCAUUCGUUUUAUGUUGUAAAGAUGGGAUAUGCCCCGUACAACAGUACAACCGGUAAAAGAACUGGAGAUAACAUGGAUAUAGAUUGUCGGGGUGGUGUUCCUAGAGAGCAAAGUUUCUGCAAUGACGCCACAUGGUCAAACUCUUCGUGGUUAGGGGGUAAUAUACCUGGUCUUGAACUAAAGAAUCCACCCAGAAAGGAUACCAUCAUUGUACCGACUGGAGGCUAUGUAGUUGUUAGAAUCAAGGCGGAUAAUCCAGGGGUUUGGUUUAUGCAUUGUCACAUUGAAAUACAUCAUAUGGAUGGAAUGGCAAUGGCCUUAAAUGAAUCAUUUUCUAAGCAGCCGAAAACUCCUCUUGGUUUCCCAAAAUGUGGUGAUUACAGGGGAUUGGGAGAAGAAAAUGCAUCUGCAGAUUUCACAGAAAUGGAAAACAUGGUUACCAGUCAACAGUUUUGGGUUACAACGGGUGUUCUUAUAGGUGUUAUAGUUUUACUUGUAGUGAUAUUGACUUUAAAGGUUUUCUGUCAAUCAAAAAAGGAGAACGAAAAUUAUAAAGUAAAGACCAGUGGUACUGAAAUCAAUCCCAGCUUUACAAUGCCAUCGUGAGAAAUGCGAUGAAUACCCGACUCCGAACAAUGAGAACUUUUUAGGUUAGUGAUGUAUCCCAGUGUUUUUUCAUAUGUAAUAAUAUUAUAAGUCUUUAAGACCUCUCUGAUUUAUUACAAAAUAAAAUUAUUCGGUUGAGUU